Orbicella faveolata is the source of this 5108-nucleotide messenger RNA. Its product is annotated as short transient receptor potential channel 6-like. Gene Ontology annotation, cellular component: plasma membrane; cation channel complex. Gene Ontology annotation, biological process: regulation of cytosolic calcium ion concentration; calcium ion transmembrane transport. The record is from RefSeq and is a predicted model, not a curated record. NCBI's taxonomy places the organism in Eukaryota, Metazoa, Cnidaria, Anthozoa, Scleractinia, Merulinidae. Gene Ontology annotation, molecular function: store-operated calcium channel activity; inositol 1,4,5 trisphosphate binding; protein binding.
UUUGGUGGCGUUCUCGUUGCCAUCGUCGCCGUGGUUUGCUUAAGUUCCCUUAUAUCAGUAGUCUACAGAACCCUGAGCCGUUCAAGAAAUGCCAUUUCCUUUCAGUAGAGUUAGUAGUUUUCUAUUAUUAUUAGUUUUCAGGUUUCGAAGGUAUAUGAAAACAAACCUCAGCGAUUUAUAUCUUUAAAAUGGAUGGCUUUUUUUGAACCCUCGUUAAAGUCAGGUGUUUGAAUAAUAAUUGGUCUCAUUACUAAACAACGUAAAUGAAUCACGGAAGUGGAACUAAAGAUGCUGCUCAACCGUAAAGAGAAACCGCAUGUCUUCUAUUAAUUCCUCAAACUUCCAACAGAUCUGUCUAUACAUCAGCGGACUAACCGCCUCGCUAAGUGUUAUUGUCGGCUUUGAACAUCGAAAAGUCGAUACGACUCUUAUCUUGGUUAACGUUCUACAUAGAAAAAUGUCUGCCUCAUUUGAAGCAGAAGAGAUAUCAAACAAUCGAAAUGUUUCAUUUCCUCCCCAACAAAACUCAACAAUAGCUAUUGAAUUAGACGAAAUGGAAAUAUUGUCUGGUCCUCUGAGUGCUGAUGAAGAAGCAUUUUUUGAAGCUGUUCAAAGCGGCGACAAAGAGUCAGUUCAGACGUUACUACAUGACAAACAAGUCGACGUCAAUUGCAGAAAUACUAACGGAGAAACCGCGCUACAAAUAGCCGUUGAUGAGGAAGCAAUCGAUAUCAUCAAAACGCUCCUGGAAAAUCAGGCAGAAAUUGGUUCAACGUUGUUCCAAGCUGUUAGGAACAAUUCCUUGCAGUGCGUCAGGAUUCUCGUGGCAUAUGAUUCGAAUCAGAAAAUCAGCACUGCAAAAGAAAGAAGUUCAGCAACGACAUCGAAAACACUAAAAUGCUCAGGGAUGUUUGAUGAGUUUCUGACGCCGCUCGGCUUGGCUGUAGUGAACGGAAACUACGCAAUUGUCGAAUUUCUCGUCAGCAAGGGAUACAGAGUAGAAGAUCCACAAUCGCAGAAAGCUCAAGAUGCCUCCGAACGAAGUGUAAAGGAAUCGAUGGCCAGGCUUAAAGAUUCUUUGGUAAAAUUGAACACUUACAGAGCUCUAGCAAGCCCUCUGUAUAUAUCUCACCUAUUUCUGCACCAAAGCAAGCACGUGGGUUUACGCAACGCUGAACAUGCAGCCAGCGACCCCUUGUUCCGAUCUAUAGUAUUAAAGAAGAAACUGAAGGAAUUAUCAGUCAGCGAAGACGAGUUUCGUGAUGAUUAUCGGGCCCUUUCAGCUCAGUGUGAGAAUUUUUCAAUUCAGUUGCUUGAUGAGUGUAGAAAUCUUGAAGAAAUCGCUGCUGUUAUGGACAUGCCGGAACUUGAAAAGAUGGAAGAGGAAGUACAUUUGAGAGAAAAAGAGAAGCGAUUGCGUGUUCUAAACCUUGCCAUAAAACAUCACAACGUCAAGUUUAUAGCUCACCCUUACAGUCAAGUGAUGUUGAAUUCAGUCGUGUACAAGGGAACAUCAGGAUGUCGUCAACUGUCUUUUCCCAUUAAACUUGUUCUGGUCAUGUUGUACACCAUUGUUAUGCCGCUGUGCAUGUUGGGAUAUAUGCUUACUCCGUCCAACCGUUUUACAAAGAAGCUGGAGAUACCGCUGUUCAAGCUGAUGAGCCAAGCCUCCUCUGUUCUAUGGUUUCUGGUUAUAGUAACAAUGUCAGCCUUCCAGGAUAAAUAUGACACGUUUUUACGUCUGUCACCACUGACUAUAAUCAUUGGAAUCUGGGUGAUAGGAAUCACUGUUCAGGAAAUCAAACAUGCCCUGCACCAAGGGAAGGAGCGAUACUUGUCAGCCUGGUGGCACCUCGCUGUAAUACCCAUGAUCAUAAGCUACAUUAUUGCUGCUGUCCUAUGGAUCGUGGGCUACGCAUUCAUUGCCUCGAAUUCAGGUUCUUGGACCGUGCAUGUUCGCCAGCUACUGGGCUCCACUUCACUCGCCCCAUACCACCUCCUGCUGUUGUCUAACAGUUUCUACUCCUUUGCGGUGAUUCUGACAUUCUUUGAGGCUUCCCACGUUCUUCUGGUUGACUCCACUUUGGGACCGCUUCACUUAUCGCUCAUGAAUAUGGGCAGAGAUAUCAUGAAGUUUUUCGUGCUUUUUUCCCUCAACGUUUGUGCGUUUGCUCUCGCCAUGAGAAAACUGUACUCACAGUACGUGCAGACCUCGACACAGGUCACAAAGAACAGCAACACCACAACAAGCCACGCCUUUGAAAGAAUUGAGGGAGUAUUUGGCACCUUAUUUUGGGCAUUGUUCGGGCACGUAGAAAUGUCCACCUUCAACACCAGUGACCAAGCUCAAAUAACUGAAGUCACGGGCCAUUUACUGUUCGCUACAUACAGCCUCGCUUCCGUGUUGGUUGCACUGAAUCUUCUCAUUGCCAUGCUCAGUAACACCUAUAAGAAAGUGGAUGAGGAGAAAGACAUUAAGUUCAAGUUUGCGCGGACCCGUGUCUGGAUGUAUUACGUCAGUGAGAUUAGUGCUCUGCCUCCUCCGUUUAACCUGUUUCCUAUAGACAAGGCCGCUAUGGCGCUUCACUGGCUCGCAAGACGAUACCACUGGAUUACAAAAGUAAAUUCUCUGGUGUCUAUAAUCACUGGAAUCUGGGUGAUAGGAAUCGCUGUUCAGGAAAUCAAACAUGCUCUGCACCAAGGGAAGGAGCGAUACCUCUUUGCAUGGUGGCACCUCGCUGUAAUACCCAUGAUCAUGUGCUACAUUAUUUCUGCUGUCCUAUGGAUCGUGGGCUACGCAUUCAUUGGCCCGGAUUCAGGUUCAUGGACCAUGCUACUGGGCUCCACUUCACUCGCCCCAUACCACGUCCUGCUGUUAUCUAACAGUUUCUACUCCUUCGCGGUGAUUCUGACAUUCUUUGAAGCUUCCCAUGUUCUUCUGGUUGACUCCACCUUGGGACCGCUUCACUUAUCGCUCAUGAAUAUGUGCAAAGAUAUCGUGAAGUUUUUCGCGCUUUGUGCCCUCAACGUUUUUGCGUUUACUCUCGCUAUGAGAAAACUGUACUCACAGUACGUGCAGACCUCGACUCUGGUCACAAAGAACAGUAACAGCACAACAAGCCACACCUUUGAAAGAAUUGAGGGAGCAUUUAGCACCUUAUUUUGGGCAUUGUUCGGGCACGUAGAUAUGUCCACCUUCAAGACCAGUGACCAUGCCCAAAUAACCGAAGUCACGGGGCAUUUGUUGUUUGCUGCAUUCUGUAUCGCUUCCGUGUUGGUUGCUAUGAAUCUUCUCAUUGCCAUGCUCAGUAACACCUAUAAGAAAGUGGAUGAGGAGAGAGACAUUAAGUUCACGUUUGCGCGGACCCGUGUCUGGACGUAUUACGCCAGUGAGAUCAGCGCUCUGCCUCCUCCGUUUAACCUAUUUCCCCUAGACAAGGCCGCUAUGGCGCUUAAAUGGCUCGCCAGACGAUACCACUGGAUUAGAAAAUGUCUUGGACGUUUUGGAAGUGAACAAAAUACUACCAGAGUGAAGACAAACGAGAAGAGACGCCGAGUCGUCAUCAAAAAUCUGAUUCAUCGCUAUUUCUCCGCGACUAAAAAAACACAAAACGACGAGCCCGAAGAAGAAUCUCCUCCUCCAGAAGAGAUAAAGCAAAAACUAAUGGAGGUCACAAAAACAUUACAGAGCCUGCAAAAUGCGAUCAAGCGGUUUCGUCAUCAGACCCCAACGGAUAAGAGAAACAACCAAGAAACUCAAGUAAAGAAUGAAGCAGUCCUUUUGAGGGAGCAAGACUCUUAAACGAACCGCUUAAUUUGAUCUCGACUAAGUCACUUCAAAAUGAGCGAAUAAUGGGAUAAAUAGGAUUAUUUCUUGUCUGAUGAAUUAAUUAGUGUAGAAAAUCAACGCAUUUACUCAGGAGCCAAAAGCAGUUGACACAUUAUGAUGAGCAUAAAUAUUUUUGACCAUUUUUAGCUUUGUUUUUAAUAUAUUUGCUGUUAUCAUUUUCUUCAGGCAAAAAACAGUCACGUUAACUUAUCUAAGUGCCAAGAUAUUUCGCACUGUUGUGCUAAUAGGGGCAAUACUUGCUUCAUUAGCAUAAGUGACUCAGUUUGGGAUCGAGCUACAAAAAGAUCAGUCAAUCUUUAUGUUGAAACUGCACGAUUAAUUGUCUUAAGCAAUUUUAGCCCCAAGUAUUUAACCCUUUUGUGCGACGAAAAAGAAUGUCUGAGCUCGUUAGUGCUUUUGGUCUGGAAAGCUAAUUUCUCUUUGAAUAUUACACCCAAAGAGCCCAAGAUUUCAUCAAUCACUAAGUUUCACCAGCUCUUCAAAUGAUUGGAGUCAAUUUCUAACUAGUAUGAUACCAUCUCUGAGCAAAGUCGUCUGUUAAUGAGGAGAAAUGAACAUAAUGACGUCUGCAAUGACCGCUCUAUUGGGACACUAUAAAUUGAGAAACAAAUAUUGCAAAUAGAACUGAGAACGUAUUAAAACUUAUAAGAGGUCGAAGCUAAGACUGACCUGUUGGCUAUUUAGAAGACGUGGAGGAGUUACAUUUGGAACACCGAACACAAAUCCAUCUAGUGGCAUUAGGGAGAUUUGAAUUCGGGACCUCGGCCACGCACGCAAGAGUGCUGUGUUUUUGCAUUAAAGCUCAAAAGUAUAUACGGCGUGUAUAUAUCUUCAAGUGUCCAUUCUUUCAUUACUGUUCGCUCUUAUACAAUUUUAAGAUCUGGCUAGAUUCUUCUCACUGCGCGACAUUUAAAGCUCCUGCUUACUUAGCAGCUUAAGAAUUGAUCUCCAAUUCUGAAUUUCUUCCUUGAAGUGUACUUUUAUCAACUCUCUUCCCCGGCCGUUUUAAAGACACUUGGUAAAAGAGUUCGUACAAAGAAUCUUUUCACCAACUGUUGAAUAAGCUGUACAACGUGACUACAAAAGUCACGGCCAAAAGGCCAAAAGUCCUUGGCACACUUGUCAAGCCAUAUUUACUAACCAUCUUUAUGCCCUAUGUUAAAAAAAAAUGGUAUUGCAAAUUUGCAAAAAUCUUGCAUAUAAACAACAGCAAACGCGUCCUGUUCUCUGCUGGUGAGGGUUCUCCAAUACACAGACG